Molecule: messenger RNA, 11230 nt
Organism: Octopus bimaculoides (California two-spot octopus)
Lineage: Eukaryota; Metazoa; Mollusca; Cephalopoda; Octopoda; Octopodidae
Product: tyrosine-protein phosphatase non-receptor type 23
Biological process (GO): protein dephosphorylation; early endosome to late endosome transport; endocytic recycling
Cellular component (GO): endosome
Molecular function (GO): protein binding; protein tyrosine phosphatase activity
Source: RefSeq, a predicted model, not a curated record
GGCGUGUCAAGUUAGUUCUGCUAUCGACUUCUCGCGAGAGUCCGCGUUAAUAGACUGAAGAUGGAGGCUGUUCCUCGUAUGCCAAUGUUAUGUUUUUCUUUAAAACACAGCCCCGAAUAUGUGGAAUUUGGCCCUGUUUUGAAAAAGAUUAUACGAGAACAAUACUCAGAAGAUCCUGCUCUCUACAACAAAGCCUGCAAUGACUUGGAACAUAUGCGACAGGUUGCUGUUAGUGUUCCUCGGGAUUUCACUGGCUGCAGUACACUAAAAAGAUAUUAUGCACAGCUUCAGUUUUUACAGAGCCGUUUUAAGCUUGGCCAAGAUGAUGAGGAUGCUAUAUCUUUCACCUGGGAAGAUGUGCAUACGGGAAGAGAAUAUGUAUACCAGGACAUUAAAUUUGAACAGGCAUGCAUAUUAUAUAACAUUGGCGCCUUGCAUUCCAUCCUCGGAGCUGCUGACACACGAACAACUGCAGAAGGUAUGAAAGUAUCCUGUACCCACUUUCAGUGUGCUGCUUGGGCAUUUGAAUACCUAAGAGAUUAUUACACAGCCUACAGUCAAGACCUCUCAAGAGAAAUGAUGUCUUUCCAUGUAAACUUAAUGCUUGCCCAAGCUCAAGAAUGUAUUCUUGAGAAGUCAAUGAGUGAUAGUCGCAAGAGCACAAUUACAGCCAAAGUUGCAGCAGAGAUUGUUGAGUAUUACAAACUGGCAUUAAAGAACGCAGCUAUUGUUUAUGAUCAGGGAAUUUUGGGUUCAAGUUUGUACAAGGCUUGGAAGAGACGAAUGGAAUGCAAAAUGCUGUUUUAUCAGUGUAUUAAAUACUUCUAUCUUGGCCAACAAGCUGAUGGCCAACAGAAAUGGGGAGAAAGAGUUACAUAUUUUUCAACAGCACAUGAUCGGUUGACAGAAUGCAUGAAACUUUCCAAAGCUGAUGACAUGCAAGAACCAUUACAGUUUACAUAUGAUGUUGUUGUAGGCAAAUAUGAUUCAGCUAAGAAAGAUAAUGAUUUUAUAUAUCAUGAAAAAGUGCCCGAUUUAGAAUGCCUCCCUGAAGUAAAAGGUGCAUCACUAGUUAAAGGAAUUCCUUUUAAUCCCAAUGACCCAGAAAUAUCUGGCCCAGAUAUCUUCCAAAAACUUGUACCAAUAGAAGCCCAUGAAGCAGCAUCACUUUACAGUGAAGAAAAAGCAAAAAUCUCUCGAAAGUUAACUGGAAUGAUUGAAGAAAAGAAUGAAGAACUAGAACAUUUUCUUACUUCAUUACAACUAGAAAAGAGUAUUUUAGAACCUGAAGCAAGCCGCUUGCCUCAAGAUUUGCUGGAAAGAUGUGCAGCUAUCAGUGCACGACCAAAUGCAAUCAAAGAUCUGGUCGAUGUAAUGGGAAAGCUAUCUGGUUUUGCAACUGAAGUUGAGAUGGGAAUCAAAGAAGUGAAAGAACUAAUUGAGAAGGAAAUAAAAGCAGAAGAGGAAUUUGAAAAAACGUUUGGUAAAAGACCUCCAAUGACAAUCCUAAACCAAAUCCAGAAAGACUGUGAAUUGUAUGAGUCUGGACAUGCGAGGGGCAGUAAAUCUAACAAAGAUCUUCACAAAGCCAUGAAUGCUCAUGUUGCCAACUUAAAGUUAAUCAGUGGACCUCUUGAAGACAUACAGAACUCUUUACCUAAUUACGACAGCAUUAAAAAUCCGGAAGAGGAAGCUGUCCAAAAAGAGCUAAAAAAAUUGCUAGCAAAAGUGGAUGAGAUGAAAUCACAGCGUGUCAUGCUUGAGGAACAAUUUCGUACCAAACUACAAGAAGAUGAUAUUACGAAUGUGUUGGUAACACAAGAAGCAAACAAGCAGGAAAUAUUUGAAGAACAGUUGAAAAAGCAUGAUAAGACAAUCAAUUUAAUUGAACAAAACCUUGCUGCCCAAGAAAAUAUUUUACGAGCUUUAACGAAUGCAAAUGCAAAAUUUGCUAAUACUCGAAAGACAAUAACCGAGAUUAGAGUCAAACGAGAAGCAUUGAUCAAAGAACUGAUGAAUAGCUAUGAUGUUUACGAAGAUUUGUUGGCAAAGUCUCAUAAAGGUCUUGAGUUUUAUACAAAACUAGGGUCCAGCAUUGAGCAGAUGCUACGCCGAACUCGGAGUGUCUGCCAAGUGCAAGAAGAAGAGAGGGGCCAAAUAAAAAAUAAAUACAAUUCUAAAACUUCAACCCCAUCCAGACCUGCAGCACCCAAACCUGGCAGCAAUGUACAAUCGUCAUUACCAAGUUUCGAAGGACCCAAACUUAAGGAUUAUCUACCUUAUAUGAAACCAGCUACUUUUGGCAAAGGUGCUAAGGGCCAAACGGAUAGCCACUCUAGUGGUUCAUCAACACCCGAUGGCUCUGUCAGCUUACCUGAUUUAACUGCAGCAUCAGUGGUCUUGCACCAUGAAGGAGAGGGAGGAAGCAGUGGUGCACUUCCAGCUGGUGUAGGAGGAUCUAUGUCUCAAGGCACCCAGAGUGCUGACACUCAACAGUUUAUUGUGACUGCAGUUCCUUUUAAAAUACCUAGCAGUGCAGAUGCUGGUGCCAUAUCAGUACCAUCCUCUGGUACUCCUGUGGAAAUGAGUAGAACUUUGCCACUUACAGGUCCAUCAUAUGUGGCACAAGAGCAACAAGAGUCUCAGCAAUGCAAAUCACAGCUCCUACCACCACCACAGCAACGUCAGCAACACACCACUAAUACCGUUUCUGCUGUGGCCACACCCAUUGCUUCACCAACUAUGGAUGUUCAGGCUUAUUCCCACGUAUUGCCUAGCACUGCUGGAGUUAACAGUACUUUCAACAGGCAGCAAGGAAUCAGUGUCUCUGCAAAUGUGCAGGAUCCUGCAAACUUUCCUAAUGCUUCAAGAGUCCAGGCUGGUGGGCCACAGUACUAUCAUUCUCAAGAUGUACAGCAAUCUCAGCAGUACCCAGCUAGUACCAGUGUUCCCAAUGCAUUACCUCAAAGUGCUCAUCUUGUUCACUAUCCUAACCAGCAGCAAAUACCUGCUACAAACUAUCAGGCAGCUCCAGCUGGCCAUAUUGAUUCUAUGUAUCCUGAUAUAUAUAGCUAUCAACAGGUUUACUGUCAAAAUGUUUCAGAACAACACCAAAGACAGCAGAUUCCUUAUUCUAUGCCUCCAUCCACAGCUGCAACUCACCCACACCCACAAAUUUAUAGUUCACAAUCGCCGUCGCAACAUCCUUAUGGUGACAGGUUCUCUGUAUCACAGCCAGGUUAUUCUUCUCCUUCGAGGACUACACCCAACCAACAAAGCCACAUGCCUGGCCCACCUACACAGCAGCCUGUUUAUGGUCAAAUGGUUGCUCAGCAACAAUACCCUAGUAGUACCCAAGUUGCCCCUUACCAAAUACCUUCUGCCCAGCCUAUUUCUGCUUCACAAGGUCAGGUGCCAACUCAAAGAUGGAAUCCAAAUAUGGAUCCUACGCACAGUCCUUCACACACGCAGUACCAGAUGCCUAAUGCAAGCCAACAACAGCAUCCAUCAGCUGCAUCUUCAAUGAGUUACAUUCAUUCAGCUGGCAGCUAUGGAGUAACUAGCCCAGCUGUUGGACAGAAUCAACCUAUGCCAUGGGUAUCACCAUCUAAGCUGGCAGCUGGAAGUGGACAUCCAUCUGGUCAGUAUAUAAGCAAUGUACCCUUGCAGCAUGUGUCUCAACCUCAACAGCAGCAGCCACAGCAGCCUGCUCAUAUGAACUAUCCUCCUGGUUCUACAUCACAGUAUGGCCAACAGCAUCCUACUUUCACAGGACAACCUCAGCCUCCACCCCCACCACAGGCCCAGCCCCAGCUCCCACCACAGGCCCAGCCCCAGCUCCCACCACAGCACCAACCACAGGCCCAGCCCCAGCUACCACCACAGCACCAACCACAGGCCCAGCCCCAGCUACCACCACAGCACCAACCACAGGCCCAGCCACAGCACCAACCACAAGCCCAGCCCCAACUCCAACCUCAACUCCAUCCACAGGCUCAGCCACUGCAACACAUUCCGACACCUCAGCCACCUGCUAUGUCAUCAUCAGCUGGUCUACAACCACCAGGUUUACCUCCACAAAUUCCUAACCAAUGGAAGCAAAAUCAGCCACAAGCUCCUUCACAACAGACGUGGAUACCCAACCAAUCAUAUGGUGGUCUAAGUCACCAACAAGUGACAGGUCAGCCCCAACCAGGACAGAUUAUCUCCUCUAGAUUUCAAUCGCCAGCAGUACCCCAAAGUUCUCCUCAACACACUUAUAACCAAACACCCUCUCAAGAAAUGACAGCUAAUCAACAGAUCCUUGCAGGAUCUUCACAUCAAACUCCCUUCUCUCAAUCUUUCCCAGUUCAAGCAGCAAAACCAACUAUUCUUGAUCAUUCUCAGCAGAUGGCUACAGCUAGAAUGCCAGCACCUGUUCAACAAAAUCAAGCUACACAGCAGCAAUUACAAUCAGGAACCUCACAGAUCCAGCCACCUUCUACUCAAAGCUCUUUUCAGCAGCAACAGAAUACAAUGGGGGUAAUGCAAUCACAUCCAAAUCAAGGAAUGACUGGAGUUUCUACAGUACAACCACAACAGCAACAACAGGAUCUGAAUUUCCAACAGAAACUUUCUACAAAUCUGGCACCACUUUCACAGCAACAUCUACCUGGUAUGACUGCACAGGUUCCACCAUUGCAACAGCAACAAAUGCAACCUGGAAUAACACCCAGCCAUCCCCAGCAACAUGUUGCACAACAAGGGGUACUACCAAGACAGCCAACACAACAGAGUAACCCGAAUAUGUUACAGAACCAAUCUCAGCAACAUAUUACAUCUGGAACAUCACAAGGCCAUCUACAACCUGCUCACACUCAACAAGUUACUUCUGGCCAACAACAGAGCAACCGUCAACAAAUGGCUACAAGCUCAGUUCAAGGACCUUCUUCUCAACAGCAGUCUGGCAAUCAGAUUCUUUCUGAUGUCAGUGGAGGACAUCUUCAGCAACCACUAUCUCAGUACACUCCACCUUCAUCCACUAUCAUUACAUCAGCUGAUCUAAAUGUCACUAUCCAACCACAAUUUACAACAGUUCAAAACUCAAACAUUCAAACUUCUGGCCCAGGCCAACCAUCACCUCAACACACUUUCAAGCAGUCUGUGACCACAUCUCAAUCUCUACCAGCAACACAAGGCUCUUCACAUAUCCUAAAUCCUCCCAAACUAAGUCGUCAAUGGUCUGGAUCAACUGUUUCAUCUCUGGAUGAUAUUCUGUCUUCUAGUCCUGAAAACGUACGAGAGACAACAAUAGCAGACAUUGUUCUUACACCUAAAGUACUUACACCACAAGAAAUUCAACAGCAAAAAGAGGAGGCCAUCAAAAACAAUGCAAUGAAACUAGCUCAGAAACAAGAUCCCUACCAGGACAAAGAAACUCUUGAUAAAUUUGUGAUAGAAGUAGAGAAAUUUGAGAAAGUUGUUCAAGGACUUUCUAAACCUACCCUAAAUGGACCAAGUCCUCUUGACUCUAUUUGGAAAGAACUCUGUGAUGAACAAGAAAAGGAUAGCCGGAAACGGUCUAUGGCUGCAGCUCGCUGUGAUGCAAUGAAAAAUAGAGACCCAGAUAUUAUGCCUUAUGAUGAUUCUCGAGUCUUGUUAACAAGCCAGAAAGAUGAUUAUAUUAAUGCUAGUUGGUUAGAUGAACUUGUGUUAUCCUGUCCCAAGUUCAUUGCUACUCAGUUCCCACUGAAUGUAACUAUCGUUGACUUUUGGAUUAUGGUCUAUGAACAAGGUGCUGAAGUUAUAGUGAAACUGUUUAGUGAAGCUGAAGAAGGCAAGAAAUAUCCAAAUUACUGGCCAACAGAGAAAGGUCAAGUCAUUUUUCAUGGUCCCAUUGGUCUAACUUUACAGACCUGUAAAGAAAAAGAAUUUUGGACUGAACGUCUUAUUUAUCUUACACAUUCUGAGACUAAGCAAGCUAGAACAAUUGUCCAUCUUCAAUAUCGGAACUGGCCUGUCAGUGGCUUCCCUGAAAAGAUCCCCUAUUUACUGCAGUUUAUUGCAGAAGUACAUUCUUUCUAUCGACAACAGAGAAGCCUAACUAAACCAGUUAUUGUUCACUGCAGUAAUGGAGUAGGCCGAACAGGAACCUUUAUUUCUGUGUAUGCUGGAGUUGAAGAAGUGAAUCAUGCCAAUGGAAUUCUGGAUAUUCAAACAUUGUGCCAAAAAAUGAUGAAGAAACGCCGAUAUAUCAUUCGAGAUAAGGAACAACUCAAAUACUGUUAUGAUACCAUUUUAUAUCAUGCAGAAGAUUUACUUAUGAAACGUGGAAUCCUAACCAAUAAAGCUUCUUUUGGUGAUAAACUACCAAAUCCUGGAGACAAGACACACCAGAGGAAGCCAUCUGAAGACUUGACCAAGAUCAAUGUAUCAUCUGCACAAACUGAGACUUCUAAGGACUCUAAAGUAACAAGUUCAAAGAGUGAAGAGACUAACAGUGAAGUAGAUUCUGGUAAAGUUGUUGACUCAACCUCUUCCAAUCUUCCUGACCUUGUGCAACAGCAGUGCAAUUUGAAUACAUCUGAUGCCACAGGUGAAGCCCAGGUUGAGAGCCGAAGUCGAUCCGGUUCGGGCUCUUCUUCCAAAAGCAUUGGUACUGCAGGUGGGAGCAGUGGUGCAACCUCAAUGAGUAAUUCACCCCAACAUAUUGGCAGUAGUCAGCAGAAAGAUAUACCACUCUCUUUGGCUCAGCUGCAAAAUCCUAAUACUUUUACACUUGAACUGACAGCUGGACGUAAAAAGAUUACAAAAUCAAGUUUCACAAAUAAAACCACAUCAAUUACAGAUAGCAUGAAUGACCCAGAUGAUCCUCUUAGUUCACUUGACCCUCUUUGGUCUAUUAAGAAAAAAGAAGACUCUUAAUAUUAUUAUUAUUAUCAUUAAUAUUAUUAGUGCGGUGGAGUGCAGAAUUAGUAGUGUGGCGGACAAAAUGCUUUGCAGUAUUUAGUUACGUCCCUUUGUGUUCUGAUUUCACAUCCACCAAUGUUGACAUUGCCUUUUCUUCCUUCAAUGGGGAGGUUUGCUAAAAUAAUUACCAGUGAUAUACUGGUGGUCGAUUCAGUCAUUGACUGUACCCUCUCCCUCAAAGUUUGUGGCCUUGUGUCACAGUUAGCAGUCACCAGUUAUCAUCCUCAUCAUUGUUAUUAUUAUUAUUAUUAUUAUUAUUAUUAUUAUUAUCCCUAUCUAAUUUUUGUUCCCUUUAUAUUUAAUUCUCUGCUCAUUUGUAAUGGAUUGCUUUCCUCUCUCUUGAAGAAACUAUGAAAGUUUGUUCAAUGUUAUUGUUGCACUGAUCUUUUCCAUUCCCCCUCUAUCUAUGUCUCCGUUUUUAUUCCUACACAGAAUUGGUUUUAUGCCAACUUAUCCAUGGACACUGAUAAGUUGAGUAAUUAAAACAAUUAGACUAUAAAUUAGGAUAUUAUGUAUAUAUUAAAUCAUUUAUUGCUUCCCUAAACUGUUAAUUUCUUAUUUAAUGUAAUUUAUUUUACAAUUAUUUUGACAUUUUUUUCCAUCUUUUUAGGGGUCAUUAAAAUAAGUCAACUGUUUUGUCUCCAAAAUUUCUGGGUUGUGCUGAUUUCAGAAACCACCACCAUUAUCAUCAUUAUUAUUAUUAAUUAUUAUUAUUAUUAUUAUGGAGAUUGAUAAGUGGUAGAAUACUAAACAAAAUGUAUUUUGGUAUUCAGUUACAUUCUUUCACAUUCUCAGUUUAAAUUCUGUUGGUUUCAACUAUACCUCUCGUUAUUCUGGGUACUCAUAGAAUAAGUACCAAUCAAGAUUUGGGUGUGGGGACAGUUUAAUCAACCAUACUCUCCCAUUAAAAUGUCCUUGUACCUAUACUAUGGCUGUGUCUCUUUGUUUUGAAUUCAAAUCUUGUCUAGGUCACUUUUGCCUUCCAUCCUUCUGUAGUUGAUUAAUGUAAGUCAAGUACCAGUCACGUACCAACUGAGGGUUGAUAUAAUUAGCAAUAUUUUACUUCAGAAUGUGUGGUCUUGUGCCUAGGUUAGAAAUUCAUAUUCUUGUUCUUUUGGUAAAGGUUAUAUUUUAACAUUAAAAUUCUGGGCAAACUGAGUCCACAAUUCCUUGUUGGAAAUAUUUCAUUAGUGUCACUAAGGUAUAAAAUCAUAACUCCUUACCCAUUCAUCCAUAUAAGUUUUAGCUCAUAUCCUAUAAGUUUUAGACUUCAGACUUGUGUUUAAUACUUAUUGUUAUUGUGAGAUACAAUGGAAAAGUUAGUAUGAUUCUGAAACUUAUCUUGAAAUCAAGUUAUUAUUCUCUGGCUUGCAUUGUGUUUAUAUGCACAGUGCUAACUCGGUUGGUCUGAUGUUUCAAUGAAACAAAAUAAGAACUUAGAAGAUAAAAAUAUCAUUGUAAAUAGUGAUGAUGAUAAUAAUUUCUUUCUUUGGCACUACACCACAAUUUUGUAAGGGAGGAUUAGUUUCUUACAUUGACCCCCAGCAAACGAAUGGAGCUAAUUUUAUUGACUCUGGGAGAAUGAAAACCAACCAAUCAACUUUUGUAUAAUUUGGCUUUGAUUUUUCAUUUUCCUAGGGUUAAUAAUAAAAAAAAACAAAAAGUGGUAGUCAAGUUAAUCAAACUACAUUUCUUUCCAUCCAAAAAAUCUUUUGCGUUGUGCUAUUUAUGGAAUAAUGUUAUCAGAACGUGAGAUAAAAUGUCUUAACAGGAUUUAGUUCUAUUCCUUUACAUUCUGACUUCAAGAUUCCUGGAGUUGAUUUUUUUUAUCCUGAUGAUAAAAUAUUGAUAAAAUAAGUAUCAAUGAAGUAGGUAAUGAAUAAAUGAAGAUUUCUGGUCUUGUGCUGAUGUUAAAAAUCAUUAAGUUCAUAUCCUAUGGAGAUCAAACUUUAACUUUCUUCCUUCUGGGCUCAAUAUGAUAAAGUACCAGUCAACUACUUGAGUCAAUUUAAUCAAUAACCCAACCCUCACAAACGUUUAGGCCUUGUACCUGGGAAGAGAGGGAGAGAGAAGAGGUGAAAGAGUGGAAUAUUAUUAUUAUUAUUAUAAUCAAGGGUGGUGGACUGGCAGAUUUAUUAGAACAUUGGGCAGAAAGUUUUGUGGCAUUUGUUUUGGAUUUUGGUACCCUGAGUUCAAAUCCCUGUGAGAUCAACUUUGCCUUUCAUCCUUCCAGUAUCAAUAUAACAAAAUAGCAACCAAGUACUGGUCAGCACAAAAUACCAGUCAAAUUCUGGGGUUGAGAAUUAGCUAUUCCUUUCUGCACUAAAUUUCUGGCUUUGUGCUGUUGUUACCAUUUAUUUCUAAAACUGGUAAGGCACUGGAGUAAUCACUUACUGAGUUCAAAUACUGCUGGAGUAAACUAAACUUUUCACCCUUCUGGGGUUGAUUAAAAAAUAAAGAAAGUAUUGGUUGAUUAUUUUAUUGAUCUCAGUAUUUGACUAGAAUUACCUACAAAAAAUUGUGGUCUUGUAUGUAUAUUAAAAUUGCUUCUAGGGCUUACAAAAUUGUCAGAGCAUUGAACAACAUGGUUUAGUAGAAUUUGACCUCAGAAUGUAGAGAGCUGGAGCAAAUAAUACACGGUCAACUUUGACUUUUGUCCUUCAGGGUAGGGUGAUAAAAUACUAGUCAAAUACUGAGCUUAGUACAAUCAACUGUUCCCUUUCCUCAAAUUUUUGACCUUGUGUAUGUGUAGAAAUUAUUAUUAAGGUGGUGAGCCAGCAAAAUUGUUAGCACACCGGGUGAAAUGCUUAGUGGCAUUUUGUGUCUUUGUUUUGAGUUCAAAUUCUGUUGAGGUUGACUUUGCUCUUCAUCCUUUUGUAGUCAAUAAAAUAAAUACCAGUUGAGCACUGAGAUCAAUGUAAUCGACUUCGCCUCUCCCCCAAACUUGCUGGUCUUGUACCAAAAUUUGAAACCAUUAUUAUUAUUAUUAUUAUUAUUAUUAUUGUUUCCAAGGUUGAUUUGGAAGAUGCAGUGGUCAUGAUCUAAGUACUGUGUUGUAUUUAGGUAUGUCCUUUUACAAUCUCAGAUCAAUGUCUGCCAAGAUCAGUCUUGCUUUUAAUUGUACUAGGAUUAAUUAAAUAAAUACCACUUAAAUGCUGAGCUCCAUAUAAUUGACUAACACUUUCCCCAAAAUUGUUGGCCUUGUGCUUAAUUUAGAAAGUAACGGUGGUGGAUUUGCCAAAUUGUUUGAACAUAUAAUACAAGAUAUUUUGUCUGACACAGUUAAACUUUGCCAUUUCAUCAUUUUGGUUUGAUAAAAUAUGUAUCAGUUGAACCCUGAGAUCAAUAUAAUCAAUUUACUUUCUUCCCUGAAAUUGCUGGUCUUGUGUUGAAAAUUGAAACCAUUAUUUUCAUUUUCCUUGAUCAUUUAUGCCUGCUUCUUAUUGCCUAGCAACUGUACAAACUUGAGAAAAGAGAUGUAACUUUACUAGUGUGGGGAAAAUAGAUAUGUAAAACAAUGAAAAUUAUUUUUCUGCUUGUUACUUGUUGCAUAUGCACGUGUUAAUGAUACAUAGAUUAUUUCAUAAAAUUACUUUGAGAAACUGCAGGAUGACUAGUUAACGCCAACAGUCUGAACAAUUAUUAUUCUGAAAGUUUGUGUUAGUUUACUUUUGGUGAGUUUUGUAGAAGUAGUGUUUUUCUUUUUUUAUACUUCUGAUAGAUGGUUGCAGCCAUUUGAUUUUAGUCCUUAGGUAUUGGGUUAUUGAGUACAAGUUCUAGCCAGCCAUUGUGGUGUGUGCUUGGACAAAGAUGUAACACUCUGCUUUAGUCUGGUUGGCUGAGAAACAGAUUUACUCCAAUCUAUGGCUGAGUGUUUUAGGUACAAGGCUAGCAAUUUAGAAGGGAGAGCCAAGUUAAUAUGAAGAAACUAAAGUACUUAACUUUUUAUCCCUCCCAAAAUUGAUACAAUAAAGUUGACUUCAGUGGUAUUUGAACUUCGAUCAUAAAGCCAGAAGCAAUACUGCAAAGCUUUCUUAAAAUCUUUUUUUGAAUGAUGCUCAGAUGAUUCUGCCAGUUUGCUGCCUUAAUAACUUGCUUCACUAGCAUGCCAAAUGAUAUAUAAAUUUGCAAACCUGUCGUACCCAUUUACUAGCAUGGGGAAAUAUAAAACACAACAAAAAGGAACAAGUGAAAAAAACGUUUGUUUAAUGCUAUUUGUUUUAACUAUUCCACAAUUGUAUUUUAUGCUUUAAAUAAAAAAACAAAACAAUGUAACAUUUAA